CGAUAAACACCUUCACCACCAACAAAGCAACAAGGAAAAAAAAUGCCGGAAGAAACGAACAAAAUCGACCUGUCUGGAGAUGGUGGAGUGCUCAAGGAAAUCUUGAAAGAGGGUACCGGGAACGAGACCCCGCACAGUGGAUGCACUGUCUCCAUGCACUAUACCGGCCGCCUGGUCGAUGGCACAGAAUUCGAUUCGAGCGUGAGCCGCAAUGAGCCCUUUGAAUUUGCGCUCGGCAAAGGCAAUGUUAUCAAAGCCUUCGACAUGGGAGUGGCCACCAUGAAGCUGGGGGAGCGCUGUUUCUUGACAUGUGCUCCCAACUAUGCCUACGGCUCUGCCGGUAGUCCGCCCACCAUUCCGCCAGACUCCACGCUGAUCUUUGAGUUGGAAAUGCUGGGCUGGAAGGGCGAGGAUUUGAGCCCAAACCAAGACGGAAGCAUUGGCCGCAUCAUUCUGGAGCCGAGCGAUAAAAAGCGGUCUCCCACCGAUGGUGCCUUCGUCAAGGCCCAUAUUUCUGGUUCUUUCGAGGGUAAAGUGUUUGAGGAACGCGAUGUGGAGUUCGAUUAUGGCGAGGGCAGUGCUAUCGGUCUAGUGGAUGGAGUGGAGAUGGCACUGGAGAAGAUGAACAUAGGAGAGACUUCCAGAAUCACAAUUAAACCAAUGUAUGCCUUUGGCGUCACGGGCAAUGAGGCAUUUAAGAUUCCACCCAACGCCACAGUCGAGUACAAGGUGAAGCUGAUCGACUGCGGCAAGGGUCUGGAGGAGUGGAAGCUGAGCGACACCGAGCGCAUCGACGAGGCCAAGGUGUACAAGGAGAAGGGCACCAACUACUUCAAGAAGGAGAACUGGGGCCUCGCCAUCAAGAUGUACACCAAGUGCAAGAAUCUGCUGCCGAACAGCGCCGACACCAACGAGGAGGUGAAGAAGCUAAAGGUGGCCACGCACAGCAACAUUGCGCUGUGCCACCAGAAGUCCAACGAUCACUUCGAGGCCAAGGUGGAGUGCAAUGCUGUGCUCGCCCUGGAGGCCAACAAUGUGAAGGCUCUCUAUCGUCGCGGACAAUGCAACCUGAUCAUCAAUGAGCUGGAAGAUGCCCUGGAGGACUUCCAAAAGGUUAUUCAAUUGGAGCCUGGCAACAAGGCCGCUGCCAACCACGUGGUCAUCUGCAGGCAGAAAAUCAAAGAGACCAAAACCAAGGAGAAGAAGCUGUAUGCUAACAUGUUUACCAAGCUGGCGGCCAACGACAAAGAGACCGAACCACCGCGCGAAACAGAUGUGCUCAGUAAAUGCGGCGAAUGGUCCGAGGAGGACGCCAAACGCGAGGCUGAUCUAACGCUUGAACGCGACAAUAUAAUUAUGAUCUAGCCGAGGACAAAGGCGAUCAAUUGUUUAGCAUUUUAAGUACUUUUCCUAAAUAUUUCCACAUCGAAAAUCGAACAAAUCCAAUAAUGUAACAAGAAAAAA
This is a messenger RNA of Drosophila miranda, 1464 nucleotides long. It is a transcript of the gene Fkbp59, whose product is annotated as FK506-binding protein 59. NCBI's taxonomy places the organism in Eukaryota, Metazoa, Arthropoda, Insecta, Diptera, Drosophilidae. The transcript is spliced from 8 exons. The record is from RefSeq and is a predicted model, not a curated record. Bases 43 to 1365 code for a protein of 440 amino acids. Gene Ontology annotation, molecular function: peptidyl-prolyl cis-trans isomerase activity; protein binding.